AUGGAUCUGUUCGAAACGGGAGAGAAUAGUGUCGAGACCAACCCUCAUAGUUAUCCACACCAUCAUAAUCUCACCAACAAUGGAUCCAUCAACGGCAUACCACUCUACACCGGAUACCCCCGCCUGCUUCUCAACAUUGCAACGAUGACGUGCAUUGCGUACAUGGUGGUUGGAGUCCCGGGCAACCUGCUGACAAUAGUGGCCUUGGUAAAGAGUAAGAAAACGCGCAACGCAACGGCCGUUUUCAUUAUGAAUUUAUCGUUUUCCGAUCUGCUGUUCUGCUGCUUCAACCUGCCGCUGGCUGCGAGCACCUUCUGGCACCAGGCCUGGCUGUACGGCGAUCUCUUCUGCCGGCUGCUACCGAUGAUGCGGUAUGGUCUGUUGGCCGUCUCGUUGUUUACCAUACUGGCUAUCACGAUCAAUCGUUACAUUAUGAUCGGCCAUCAGCGGUUAUAUCAAAGAAUAUAUCGUACGAGACAUCUAUGCCUGAUGGUUGCCUUUACGUGGAUCCUAGGAUUUGGCUCACUGCUACCGACCUGGCAUGAGAAAUGGGGUAAAUUCGGGCUGGAUGUCGUCAUUCACUCUUGUUCCAUACUGCCGGACAGUCAACGCCAUUCCCCGAAGCAGUUUCUGUUUCUAAUCGCCUUUGCCCUGCCCUGUCUAUGUAUAAUUAUUUGCUACGCACGAAUAUUCUACAUCGUUCGAAGUACCGCCCUGCGUACCAAAGACCAACCAGGCGAGCAUGGUGAGGAUAGUUUAGAGGACGUAUCGAGCGUCGUAAGCAAUCAACAUUUACCGGAUGUUCCGGGAGCCGUCGCAGGGUGCGCAUAUGUGUCGCCGAAAAAAGAUAGCAGAGCUGGGUCACUGACGAACGAAUGCUCGAAUCCAUCACCUCUGUCUUGCAGCAACUUUAGUCAACACUUGGAUUGGCAUUUUAUCGAUUCAAGUACAGAUAAUGAGAUAUUUUACGAUGGAACCGUAAGGGAGGUGACUCAAAAGGAGACUUCGAGCAUUGCAACACAACGGGCCACAUUUAUCGAUCGAGGAGAUUGUAACAUAUCAAUGGAUCCUCCUCAAACUAGUGGCAAUAUGGCAGAAAGUACUAUCAAACCACGCAAUCAGAGAUACGCCAAUGCUUCAGGACCGGGCGUAAGACGGAAUGCGAGUAAUGCUGCAAACGCAAGAAAGCGCAAAAAACAUAUCAACACCUCCGGAGCCUCAAUCAUGAGCGCAGGCAAAAUGUCCGCCAAGGACCGCAAGCUGCUGCAGAUGAUUCUGGUGAUAUUCCUUGCCUUUCUGGUGUGCUACCUACCGAUCACGAUGGUGAAGUUGUUCCGUCCCAACAUGCAGGUGUUGAAUGUAGUAUCCUACCUGCUGAUCUAUUUAACGACUUGCAUCAAUCCUAUUAUCUACGUCGUUAUGUCCAGAGAAUAUCGUCGCGCGUAUUCUGAUCUUGUGCUGUGCCGGACGUUUGGGAUUACGAAAACUACAUGUAAACAGCAGAAAGCUGCCAACGCGCUCCGGUUUGCUCCGAAACGUUAG
Messenger RNA from Anopheles coustani, 1542 nucleotides. Its product is annotated as G-protein coupled receptor moody. Gene Ontology annotation, cellular component: membrane. The coding region runs from base 1 to 1542 and encodes 513 amino acids. NCBI's taxonomy places the organism in Eukaryota, Metazoa, Arthropoda, Insecta, Diptera, Culicidae. Gene Ontology annotation, biological process: G protein-coupled receptor signaling pathway. Gene Ontology annotation, molecular function: G protein-coupled receptor activity. The transcript is spliced from 6 exons. The record is from RefSeq and is a predicted model, not a curated record.